Molecule: messenger RNA, 426 nt
Organism: Sinocyclocheilus rhinocerous
Lineage: Eukaryota; Metazoa; Chordata; Actinopteri; Cypriniformes; Cyprinidae
Product: U7 snRNA-associated Sm-like protein LSm10
Exons: 2
Coding region: 1-426 (141 amino acids)
Biological process (GO): mRNA 3'-end processing by stem-loop binding and cleavage
Cellular component (GO): nuclear body; cytoplasmic U snRNP body
Molecular function (GO): histone pre-mRNA DCP binding; U7 snRNA binding
Source: RefSeq, a predicted model, not a curated record
AUGACGUCACUCUCCUCUGAGACAAAGCGCGGCGCUCGAAACCAGGAUGUGAACAUGGACGUGAGCCAUUCCAUUCGUGAACGCACCAUCGCCGAGAACAGUCUGGUGAUUCUUCUUCAGGGUCUGCAUGGCCAGGUGACCACCGUUGACCUGCGAGACGAGAGCACGGCGAGGGGACGCAUUAUUAACGUGGACGCUUUCAUGAACAUCCGGCUGGAGAAGGUUCUGUACAGGGACAGACGUGGACGUGUGUCCAGUAUGGACGACUUGUUCAUCACGGGCCGAAACGUGCGUUAUGUCCACAUCCCAGACCACAUGAACAUCAUAGAGACAAUAGAGACCCAGCUCGCCAAAAUACACCGCGUGCGAAACUUUGGAGCAAGCGGUGGACGCAAAGAAUACUCUAAGAAAAAAAUUUUUUUAUGA